CCCGGCCUAGUCCCAGCCCAGCCGCCCGCCCGCCUUCCUGCCCUCCGGCCCUCCUUCUGGCUCCCCGAUGCAGGGGGCCGAGCUCCGGGAGGGCGAGGCGGCGGCGGCGGCCGCUUCGUACCGCGUCCUGAGCCGCCUGCUGGGCUAUGGAGAAGCGGGCCCCGAGCCGGGCCCGGCCACGGCCGCGAGCACGAUCGCGCCGCAGCCGGCGCCGCUGCAGCUCCAGGGCCACCACGGCCACGGCCACGGCCCGCGCGCCGCCCGGCCGCCGCAGCUGAUGGUGUUCCGCAACGUGGGGCGGCCGCCCGAGGACGACGACGCCGCCGCCGAGGCGGGCCCCGAGCUGGGGGCGCCCCCGGCCCUGCUGUGCCCCCGCCACCGCUGCGCCCUGGACCCCAAGGCCCUGCCGCCCGCCUGGGGCCCCGCGGCCGGCCUGGAGGCGCAGCUGGCCGCCCUGGGGCUCGGGCAGCCGGCGGGGCCCGGCCUCAAGACGUGCCCGUGCCCCCCGCAGCCGCCGCCGCCGCAGCCCCCGCCGCCCGCCGCCGCCCCGCAGGCCGGGGACGACCCCACCGAGACGAGCGACGCGCUGCUGGUGCUCGAGGCGCUCGAGUCGGAGGCCGAGAGCCUGGAGACCAACAGCUGCUCCGAGGAGGAGCUCAGCAGCCCCGGCCGCGGCUCGGGCAGCGCGGGCGGCCGGCUCCUCCUGCAGCCGCCGCCUCCACCGCCGCUGCCGCCCCCGGGCCUCGACUUGCUGCCCCCCGUGCCCUUCCCGCUGCAGGACUUGGUCCCCGCGGCGCGCUUGAGUCGAGGGGAGCCGCCGCCGCCGCAGCAGCAGCAACCGCCGCCGCCGCCUCCUCCAGGGCCGCCGCCUCCUGCCGGGCCCCUCCGGCCGCUCGCGGGCCCGUCUUCUCGCAAGGGCUCCCUCAAGAUCCGCCUCAGUCGCCUCUUUCGCACCAAGAGCUGCAACGGCGGCUCGGGCGGCGGCGACGGCACCGGCAAGAGGCCUUCUGGGGGGCUGGCGGCCUCCGCCGCGAGCUUGACGGACAUGGGCGGCUCGGCGGGCCGGGAGCUGGACGCCGGGAGGAAACCCAGGUUGACAAGAACUCAAAGUGCCUUUUCUCCGGUCUCCUUCAGCCCCCUGUUCACAGGUGAAACAGUUUCUCUUGUGGACGUGGAUAUCUCUCAGCGGGGCCUGAGCUCUCCACACCCUCCAACUCCCCCUCCUCCUCCAAGAAGAAGCCUCAGCCUUCUAGAUGAUAUCAGUGGGACGCUGCCUACAUCUGUCCUUGUGGCUCCGAUGGGGUCUUCCUUGCAGUCUUUCCCCCUCCCUCCGCCUCCUCCACCCCAUGCCCCAGAUGCAUUUCCCCGGAUCGUUCCUCUUCGAGCCACUGAGUCCCUGCACAGCCAGCCUCCCCAACACCUCCAGUGUCCCCUCUACCGGCCUGACUCGAGCAGUUUUGCAGCCAGCCUUCGAGAGCUGGAGAAGUGUGGUUGGUAUUGGGGACCAAUGAAUUGGGAAGAUGCAGAAAUGAAGCUAAAAGGGAAGCCAGAUGGUUCUUUCCUGGUACGGGACAGUUCGGAUCCGCGUUAUAUCUUGAGUCUCAGUUUCCGAUCACAGGGUAUCACCCACCACACUAGGAUGGAGCACUACAGAGGGACCUUCAGCCUGUGGUGUCACCCUAAAUUUGAGGAUCGCUGUCAGUCAGUGGUGGAAUUCAUUAAGAGAGCCAUCAUGCACUCCAAGAAUGGAAAGUUCCUCUAUUUCCUGAGGUCCAGGGUUCCAGGAUUGCCACCAACUCCUGUCCAGCUGCUCUAUCCAGUGUCCCGAUUCAGCAACGUCAAAUCCCUUCAGCACCUUUGCAGAUUCCGAAUCCGACAGCUAGUCCGGAUCGACCACAUCCCAGAUCUCCCACUGCCUAAACCUCUGAUCUCUUAUAUCCGAAAGUUUUACUACUAUGAUCCUCAGGAAGAGGUAUACCUGUCUCUAAAGGAAGCGCAGCUCAUUUCCAAACAGAAGCAAGAGCUGGAGCCCUCCACGUAGCCAGGGCCCUGGUCGCCACUAAGGGCAUUGGCUUGCCGAGCUCUAGUUUUGAUGAACCAAAUGAGAUGGGGAGUGAGGGGAACCGAGGCCAGUGACUUGGAUGGCACAGAGACUCGGUUCUCUGGCCACCCUGGGGCUGGAAGAAGCACACAUCGUCCUACCCCUUGUGACCCCGGAACUGGAGGAGCACCUCAGAAAGCUGGACCAAGUCUCAGCACUGUUCUCUCUCAGAAGCUGUGUUUGGAUGUUCCCAUUUCUCAGAGUGGACCUCUCCCCCUGAGGGCCAGCUGAGGUGGUCCUGCCCUUUGUAUUGGCAGUGGCGCCAAGGUGUGAGCAGGUCCAUAUGGCGACAGAGGGAGCUGCUGGUGAUGGUCCCUGGAGCUGGUGCCAAAGGGCUGGCUGCAGGUCCUCAACAUGGAGGGGGCAAGAGGCGGAGCGAUGAAUCCGAAGUGCAGAUCACACGGGAGACAUCUGGGGGGAUGGGAACUAGCUUCUCUGUUUAGCUCACACCAUCACCCUCUUCAGAAGGAGCUGACUAGGAAGGAGGGUAGGUGGGCUCAGAGAUGACAGACGGGCUAACAAGGCCGCACAGCGCAUCCUUCUAGGCUCAGGAACUUGAUU
Molecule: messenger RNA, 2662 nt
Organism: Suncus etruscus (white-toothed pygmy shrew)
Lineage: Eukaryota; Metazoa; Chordata; Mammalia; Eulipotyphla; Soricidae
Gene: SOCS7
Product: suppressor of cytokine signaling 7
Biological process (GO): intracellular signal transduction; phosphatidylinositol phosphate biosynthetic process
Cellular component (GO): phosphatidylinositol 3-kinase complex
Molecular function (GO): 1-phosphatidylinositol-3-kinase regulator activity
Source: RefSeq, a predicted model, not a curated record